AUGGAUACUAGAGAUGACUAUCCAAAAAUUGAUUUUUCCCGGAAGCCAAAUAAAGAUUUAACUGUAGAAAAAUAUGUUGGUGGAGGUGACACCACCUUUAUGGUUACCAGAGAUGAAACUGGUCUACCGAAAGGGUUCUUCAAAUAUAUCCACAAACCUAAUAAAGAAAUCACGCUAAACGGUUAUAUACAACGUGGAGCUAGGAUAGGAACGGGAGUACCCAUAUAUAAGGUCACAGAGGCUUCCAUUUACUACUGGAGUGGAAAACCGGAUAAACCAAUCCUCCUUGGAAUUACCACUACUAGUGGUGAUAGACAACCAAAGUACUAUAGCAGAGGUGAUGGAUCAGGUCUGUCUUGGAUGAAUGCUCCAGUGGCUGAUAAAAAUCUGAAUGAGCUAGAUGCACUCGAUGAACAGAAUUGCAAGAUCAACAAGGCUAUCCCUUUAAAUAUACAGGGCCCUCAAUCUGCUUCUAUUCCUAAAGAGUCUAAAGCUACUUGUCUAAAGACUACCAGAAGGAUAGAACAGGUUACAAUUCUACCUCCAAACAACCCUCCUGGGAGUGAUUAUGUUACUACAGCAUAUAUGACUACUGAUCUCGACACAAGGAUAUCCAGAGUUACCUAUAGGAACCAGUCUACUGAUAUUAAUCUCACUAAACAGGGCCCUGUUUCUCAAAUGAGGCUCUAUUCCUAUCCAGCUACUAACCAAGUACCCCUUAUGCUGGAAUUCAAGCCAUCUGGUAGUGGAACAUCUUCUUGGUUUUAUAGUAAAGGCACUAGUGGAAUUAGUUGGGGAGAAACCGGCGAUGGUGAUGGAUUCUAUAAUAAGGAAGGUACCCCUGAGCCUACUGAUGCCCUUUCUGAUAAGCUUGAUGAGGUACUCUGUGAACACCAUAACAAUGUCACUUUGGAUAUAUCCUAUGGCAAUUCUAGUUCAGGAGAAAAAUAUUGUUGUGGGAAACAUCAAACUGUACACUUUCAGGAAAUGCAAAUUAAUGGCAAAGGUAGCUUGGGCCAAACUAAAGUUCACAAAUACUCCAUAAACGGCACAGCUUUUAACUUAGCUGGUCUUAAGUAUUACGAGAAUGAUUCUAGUACUGGUACAAGAAAGAGGAAGAAGAUAAUUUUGACUACACAAUUUCCAAUCUCGGUAAAUAGUAUCUAUGUGUUCUACUGCAAAGAGAAUAAGCCAGUUCUAAUUUAUGUUGCAAGUAGAAGCUUUCCAGCUAAAGGUUGGUACAGGAGUGAUAGAUCUAGCGACGAAAAACCAUGGAAAAAAAGUUCUGGAAAACUCCCUGGCGAACCCCUUGAGAAUCUUAACUGUCAGCAACGGGCUGCGCUCAGAGAGGUACUUGAAAAGCGUGGCUGUGGUAACUUUGGGGUUUGCCAAGAACCUUCACAAUCUACUCGACCACAAUAUAUACAAACAUCACCAAGUGUUGAUCCUGGACUUGGAUCAGUGUCCCAAGAAUAUGAAGAAUCUGAUUCUGAUGAACCACAAUCUCAACCUCCACCCUCUUCUCAACAACCUCAUGGUCAUGUACUCUCUUCAGGUACUGGAAAUACUGGUGAUUCUACUCAACCCCUAUCUCAAGUACAAUAUGAUUCUCCUGUUGAUAACUCUGGUGGUGCUGGAGGAGGCUCCGGUACUCCUCCCCAAGCUGGUCUUGUAGCUGCUAAACAACAAGGACCUCCUGGUAAAGCUGAUGAAGCUGAAUUGAGACCUAAAAGUAAUUCUGGUGAAGGUGAUACAAACCCUACCGAUAAACAGACUUUGUCUGCUGAUCUAGAUACUGAAGCCAUAGAUUACUUUAUCAAAACAUUUGAAGCAUGUGCUCCUCUAGGUAAACCUAAAAUGCUCCCUGAAGAACAAACUGGAAAAGCUACUGCUGAUGUUGUUGGUAAAGCUGAUACAGCUGGAAGAGGUCUUGGUGAACCAUGGAAAGCUAUUGGUGAAGCAGUAAUUACUCUUAUUAAGCUUGGAUUAACUGGAUCAGCUGCCCUUGGAUUGGGUAAGGGUCUACUUGCUGGUGGUAAGGAUGGAGUUAAGGCCAACGUAGUUGAAGCUAGUAGAGAUAGUAAUAGAACUCAAGAUGAAUAUACUGCUCCUCUUACUACUAAACCUGGAGCUACCCAUCCUGAACCUGCUCCUUCUGCUGGACCUUCUAAAGCUACUGAAGAAACAUGCCAUGCAUUCCUUUGGGGCAUUAAUUAA
This is a messenger RNA of Theileria equi strain WA, 2217 nucleotides long. RefSeq lists its product as hypothetical. The record is from RefSeq and is a predicted model, not a curated record. The transcript is spliced from 2 exons. The coding region runs from base 1 to 2217 and encodes 738 amino acids. NCBI's taxonomy places the organism in Eukaryota, Apicomplexa, Aconoidasida, Piroplasmida, Theileriidae.